AUGGCGGCCACGCUGUGUCUCCGGAAAUUGAAGGAAAAUGCAAUCCUAGUCCAGUUUCAAGGGAAUUUAACUUUGAUAGCCUGUGUUUUGAACUUGACAUUUUCGAUUAUUGCAACAGUUGGAAACCUACUUGUUAUUCGCGCUCUGUGGAAAGCUUCCACGAUACCUGUUAAUGUAAAGAAGCUCUUCCUUAAUCUUGCGGUCUCUGAUCUUGCCGUUGGGCUGAUAGCGCAAUUAAUGUUCGGAAUUAUCAUGGCGAUAAUGUUGGAUCUGUCAACCAGUGGGAGCAACAGCUUUGAAUUUUUAUGUCCAACGAUUUUCUCUGUGUCUUAUUUCUUUAUUUUCCUCCUCACUUGUGCAUCCUUCCUCACAGUCACCAUCAUUGCCGUCGACAGGGUUUUAGCCAUCUUUCUCCAUCUUCGGUAUCAAGAACUUGUUACUUCCAAAUGCAUUGCUGUUCUGUUAGCACUUUUAUGGAUGUCAAGUUUUUUGGCGGCCUUUGUAUACAUUUAUUUUCCUAACCAAAAUAACAUUGUAGUUGUGACCGUUGAAUUUAUUGGACUCCUCGUCACAACCACGGGCUAUGUCCGUAUUUAUAAAGUUGUAAAAUAUCAUAGGAAUCAAAUACAAAUCCAGACGCUGGCGCAACAGCAAAAUAAUCAAGAAAACUUGGUUCUUCGACAAAGAAAGUCGACCAUUAGCGCCAUGUUUGUUCACAUCUUUUUUCUAAUGUGUUUUUUUCCAAAUCUUUGUUGUAUAAUUCUGCUGAGAGCAAGUGAUUUUCGUUUAUCGUUUCUGGCCGUCAAUCAUGUCUCAGGAUUUCUCGUACUUCUAAAUUCUUCAUUGAAUCCUGUGGUUUAUUGCUGGAGAUAUCGGGAGAUUCGUGAAAUCGUAAAAUCUUCACUGAAAAAGGGAAUCGCUUGGUUAAAUCCGCUGUAA
Pocillopora verrucosa is the source of this 939-nucleotide messenger RNA. RefSeq names its product adrenocorticotropic hormone receptor-like. Lineage: Eukaryota; Metazoa; Cnidaria; Anthozoa; Scleractinia; Pocilloporidae. Gene Ontology annotation, molecular function: G protein-coupled receptor activity. The record is from RefSeq and is a predicted model, not a curated record. Gene Ontology annotation, biological process: G protein-coupled receptor signaling pathway. Gene Ontology annotation, cellular component: membrane.